ACCAAUCAAAAAUGUCUCUCAGAUCUACAAUCACUGACAUAACAACUAACACAUCACCUCUUCUACCUCCCACGUGUCCCUUCUUCUUCUUCCUUCCUCUCUCAAAUCAUUCACCUAACACUAAUAAAUAUCUCUCUUUUUUUUUCCUUUUCUAAAAAUAAAUCAAAAAGACAUAACUUUUCAAAAUCAGACAACAACAACAACAACCGACGCUCUGUUCCGUUAGGGUUUUCACUUUUUCUCACAGCCCCCCCUACCUCAUUCUCUCCGCCUCAUCUCCCAAAACCAUGGCGGAGAAACCCUCCUCCUCCGACGACGAAGUGAUGCUCCUCCACGGCGACCUCGAUCUCAAAAUCGUCGAAGCAAGAAAACUCCCAAACAUGGACACUUUCUCCGAACACCUCCGCCUCCUCUUCACCGCCUGCAACUCCUGCUCCACCCCCUCCACCACCGCCACAGACGACGACCAACACGAACAACAACGCCGAGCCAGAGACGGCGCCCCACCUUCCUCCGGCGACAAAACCAUCCGCACACACCGUAAAGUCAUCACCAGCGACCCUUACGUCACAGUCGUAGUCCCACAAGCCACUCUCGCACGCACACGUGUCCUCAAAAACUCACAAGACCCCAUCUGGAACGAACACUUCAACAUCUCCCUAGCUCACCCUCUCCCCUACCUUGAGUUCCAAGUCAAAGACGACGACGUUUUCGGCGCGCAGAUCAUCGGUACAGCCAAGAUCCCGGUUAAAGACAUCGCCUCCGGUUCACGUAUAACCGGUUGGUUCCCGGUCCUCGGCGCUUCAGGUAAGCCUCCCAAAAAGGAAACCGCUCUCUUCAUCAACAUGAAGUUCACACCUUUCGAUGAGAUCAACGCUUAUAAGAGCGGUGUGGAGCGUAGAGGCGUGGAGAAGACUUAUUUCCCUUUGAGGAAAGGGAGUCACGUGAGGCUUUAUCAGGACGCUCACGUGACGGAUGGGGUUUUGCCGGAGAUUGGGUUGGAUGGUGGGAAGGUUUAUCAGAAUGGGAAGUGUUGGGAGGAUAUUUGUUAUGCUGUCUCUGAGGCUCAUCAUAUGAUUUAUGUUGUUGGUUGGUCUGUUUUUCAUAAGGUGAAGCUUGUUAGGGAACCUACUAGGAAGUUGCCUAGAGGUGGGGAUUUGACUCUUGGUGAGCUUUUGAAGUAUAAAUCUGAAGAAGGUGUGAGAGUUUUGUUGCUUGUUUGGGAUGAUAAGACUUCUCAUGAUAAGUUUGGGAUCAGAACGCCUGGAGUUAUGGGGACACAUGAUGAAGAGACUAGGAAGUUUUUCAAGCAUUCUUCUGUGAUAUGUGUAUUGUCACCUCGCUAUGCUAGUAGUAAACUUGGUUUGUUUAAACAACAGGUUGUUGGCACUCUCUUCACUCACCAUCAGAAGUGUGUACUUGUAGACACACAAGCAGCUGGUAACAACCGCAAAGUCACAGCUUUUAUUGGAGGUAUUGAUCUUUGUGACGGCCGUUACGACACACCUGAGCACCGGAUAUUACAUGAUCUUGACACUGUCUUUAAAGAUGAUUUCCACAAUCCUACAUUUCCAGCUGGCACUAAGGCUCCAAGACAACCUUGGCACGAUCUGCACUGUAGGCUAGACGGUCCUGCAGCUUAUGAUGUUCUCAUGAACUUUGAGCAAAGGUGGAGAAAAGCAACACGAUGGAAGGAGUUUAGUUUAAGGCUAAAAGGGAAAACUCAUUGGCAAGACGAUGCUCUGAUCAGAAUAGGACGUAUAUCAUGGAUAGUAAGUCCAGUGUUUAAGUAUCUGAAGGAUGGUACUAACCUGGUUCCUGAGGAUGAUCCUGUUGUGUAUGUCUCCAAAGAAGAUGAUCCUGAGAACUGGCAUGUUCAGGUGUUCCGUUCUAUAGACUCAGGAUCCUUGAAAGGGUUUCCCAAAUAUGAAGAUGAAGCUGAGGCACAACAUCUGGAAUGUGCCAAGCGUCUUGUAGUGGAUAAGAGUAUCCAGACAGCAUACAUACAGACAAUCAGAUCUGCUCAGCAUUUUAUAUACAUUGAGAAUCAGUAUUUUCUUGGUUCUUCUUAUGCUUGGCCUAAUUAUAAAGAUGCAGGAGCUGAUAAUCUUAUACCUAUGGAGUUGGCACUAAAGAUUGUUAGUAAAAUCAGAGCUAAAGAAAGAUUUGCUGUAUAUGUUGUCAUACCAUUGUGGCCUGAAGGUGAUCCAAAGUCUGGACCUGUGCAAGAGAUUCUGUAUUGGCAGAGCCAAACUAUGCAGAUGAUGUAUGAUGUUAUAGCAAAAGAAUUGAAAGCUGUGCAGUCAGAUGCUCACCCUCUUGAUUACCUUAACUUUUAUUGCCUUGGUAAACGAGAGAAGUUUCCAGAGGAUAUGGAACCAACCAACGGCACUGCGGUGUCUGAUUCUUAUAAGUUCCAGCGUUUUAUGAUCUAUGUCCACGCAAAGGGGAUGAUAAUAGAUGAUGAGUAUGUACUAAUGGGAUCUGCUAACAUCAACCAAAGAUCUAUGGCUGGCACAAAAGAUACAGAAAUAGCCAUGGGUGCAUAUCAACCCCAUCAUACAUGGACUAACAAGGGGAAACACCCACGUGGCCAGGUGUAUGGUUACAGGAUGUCACUAUGGGCAGAGCAUUUAGGCAAAACAGGAGAUGAGUUUGUGGAGCCUGGUGAUCUAGAAUGUGUCAAGAACGUGAAUGAAAUAGCUGAAGGGAACUGGAAGAAGUUUAUAGAUUCUGAAUUCUCAGAGCUGCAAGGUCACUUGAUUAAGUAUCCACUACAAGUAGACGUUGAUGGUAAGGUUAGCUCACUUCCGGAUUAUGACAGUUUCCCAGAUGUUGGUGGUAAGAUUAUUGGAGCUCAUUCCAUGGCUCUCCCUGAUACUCUAACCACUUAAAUGUUGUUAAUGUUCCCAAUUGUUGUGUGAAGUUGUACAUUGUAACUUUGUUGUUUAUUUAUUCUUUUGUGAUUUGUUGUCAAACUAAAAAGCAGAUUGAGUUUGGACUAUGGAGGCAAAAUGAUAAUAAGGAUGUUCUGAA
Messenger RNA from Eruca vesicaria subsp. sativa (arugula), 3036 nucleotides. Lineage: Eukaryota; Viridiplantae; Streptophyta; Magnoliopsida; Brassicales; Brassicaceae. The record is from the annotation of a GenBank genome assembly.